Fragaria vesca subsp. vesca is the source of this 2304-nucleotide messenger RNA. Its product is annotated as S-acyltransferase TIP1-like. NCBI's taxonomy places the organism in Eukaryota, Viridiplantae, Streptophyta, Magnoliopsida, Rosales, Rosaceae. Gene Ontology annotation, cellular component: Golgi membrane. Gene Ontology annotation, biological process: protein palmitoylation. The record is from RefSeq and is a predicted model, not a curated record. Gene Ontology annotation, molecular function: palmitoyltransferase activity; protein binding. The transcript has 13 exons. Bases 137 to 2041 code for a protein of 634 amino acids.
CCCAGAAAAACCCUAGAAAUCCAAAUCCCCCCCUCGGAAUCUUCCUUUCCCUCUAUUCCAUAUCCCACGGUCAACCACAACCCAAUGCGCAAUUGACCCUUAGCCCAAAGCUCGCGACUUUUUUGCUGCUCUGAAAAUGUCGUCGGAGAUCGAGGUCGUCGAGGAGGAGACCCGCCCCGAUCACGAAUCGUCGGCGGCGGCCGCCUCGGGAAAUUCAGGCGGAGAAGCGAAUGGGGUGAUUGGGGAGGAGAGUCUCCGGAACGACGUGUACACGGCGACGGCGUACGGCGAUUUGGAGAAGCUUCAGAGAUUGGUGGAGUGUGAGGGUUGCUCGGUUUCCGAGACCGAUGGGCUUGGCUACUACGCGCUCCAGUGGGCCGCGCUUAACAACCGAACUGCCGCCGCUCAGUAUAUAAUAGAGCACGGAGGAGAUGUGAAUGCGAAGGAUCAUGCGGGGCAGACGGCAUUGCACUGGAGUGCUGUGCGGGGUGCUAUCCAGGUUGCGGAGCUCUUACUCCAAGAGGGUGCUCGGGUGAAUGCCGAGGAUAUGUAUGGCUAUCAGACUACACAUGUGGCAGCCCAAUACGGUCAGACUGCUUUCCUAUAUCAUAUUGUUUCGAAAUGGAAUGCUGACCCUGAUGUUCCUGAUAAUGAUGGAAGAAGCCCUUUGCACUGGGCUGCUUAUAAAGGUUUUGCUGAUUGUAUACGUCUUCUUUUGUUUCUGGAUGCAUAUAGAGGGCGCCAAGAUAAAGAGGGUUGCACUCCUCUACAUUGGGCUGCGAUCAGGGGUAACUUGGAGGCAUGCACGGUGUUGGUACAAGCUGGGAAAAAGGAGGACUUGAUGGUUACUGAUAAUACUGGCCUUACACCAGCCCAACUUGCUUCUGAUAAAAACCACAGACAAGUUGCUUUUUUCCUUGGGAAUGCUCGAAGGUUGCUUGACAAACGUUGUGAUGGGAAUAGUCGUCUAGGUCAACUAACAAAGCUAGGACUUGCACCAGCACUUUGGUGUGUAAUCUUUGUGCUCCUUGUGACCUAUAGUCAUUCUGUUAUCAUGGCUCCAAAUCUGCCAAAGUUAACAGCCGGCUCAGUUUUUAUUGCAUGGCUUGGAGUUUUCCUAGCAACUGCAGGGCUGGUUAUGUUAUAUCGGUGUAGCAGUAAAGAUCCCGGUUACAUCCGAAUGAAUAUCCAUGAUUCACAAAAUAUGAAAGAUGAUGAACCUCUUUUGAAGAUUGAGAUAAAUAAUCCGGCCUUGCUAGCUGGUAACUGGUCUCAGCUCUGUGCAACUUGCAAGAUUGUCAGGCCUCUUCGUGCAAAGCAUUGUUCUACUUGUGACCGUUGUGUUGAACAAUUUGACCACCAUUGCCCUUGGGUAUCCAAUUGCAUUGGCAAGAAAAACAAAUUGGAUUUCUUUAUAUUCCUUGUUCUUGAAGUUUUGGCGAUGUUGACUACUGGAGGAGUCACUGUUACGAGAAUUUGGAGUGAUCCACUCAGUCCAUCUUCAUUUGGAGCAUGGCUUAAUCAUGUUGGUACAAAUCAUUUUGGUGCUAUAUCGUUUUUGAUUGUUGAUUUCUUCCUCUUCUUUGGUGUGGCUGUUCUGACUGUUGUACAAGCUUCUCAAAUUGCGCGAAAUAUUACAACUAAUGAAAUGGCAAAUGCAAUGCGCUAUAACUACCUUAGAGGGCCAGGGGGUCACUUCAGAAACCCAUAUGAUCAUGGGACCAAGAAGAACUGCUCAGAUUUCUUGAUCAAGGGCUACAAUGAAGAUGUGGAAUUGAUUGAAGAAUCAGCUCGUGAUGAGGGGACUGGAAUGAGGCACAUGACUAAUUCAGCCUUGCAAAAUGGCGAUUCCCAUUCUCACCACACAAAUGGCAAUGGCCAUGUUGCAAUCAACGUAAAUUCGAAUGCAUCUGCACAUCAAGGUCAUGUUCAUUCUGCCCAUUGCAGCCAUGGCAACCAUGGUAAACCAAAAACUGAUAAUGUACCCUUAGGCUUGGGUCUUGGCCUUGGACGGAACGCUUCCCGACCUGCUGGGUCUUAGUGAUAGUAGUCUCCUUGGCCUGAUUGUAGCUGAAAAUGUGUUCUGUAUGAUAAUCAUACUUCAGUUACAGCUUUUGUAAUUUAAUUGCUUAUUGCUCCAUAUACGAAAGUUGCUCCACAUUUGCUGAAGUCAGUCUUUUUCAGUUUUGAUCAGUCACUUAAAGAAGUGUGGUUGUGAAUAACAGAGCUCUUGUAUAUUGGUAGGUUGAAAACCCUGGUUACUGUUCCUUUUGCUCAAUAGAAAGAUUUAGCACUUCCUUGAAG